CAGGUAACCACUGAUCUAUACUACAGUUCUGGUAAAAAAUAUAAACUAUUAGUUAAAAUUCCUACUUGAUUUUCAUCUGGUAGAUGUCAGACCUGGUGAUUGACGAUGGAAAGCCAAACACAUUUUGGGAUCGAGUUAAGUGGGCAUUUUCUAAAAACGAAUAUGGGGAAAUCCGGCCAGAGAUUGCACAUAUUCCUGUAGUGGUGUUCUGCGGUUCUUUGGUUGGAAUGAUGGUGGGUGGUCGGCAUGGCACUAGGAUACGGGGUGCUUCAAACAUUGCUAGUAACCAACUGACUGUAUAUACAUCGUCUGCACAAGCCGAAAGGGAUCACUUCUCAGCAAUAUUGCUAGGAUUUUUUCAAUAUGGUUGUCGUUGGGGUUGGAGAGCAGGACUCUACUCUGGCAUAUAUAGUACGACACUCACUGCUGUGUCUAUUGGUCGAGAUAAGGAAGAUGCAUUGAAUUACAUUGCAGCUGGAGCAACCACAGGAACUGUUUAUAAACUAUUCUCAGGUUUUCGAGGGAUUCUUGUAGGCGCUCUCUUUGGUGCUGGCAUUUGUACACCUAUUGGGUUAACCAUGCAAGCACUGGGGCAUUUUAUUCCAUAUGAAAAAGUGUUGAAAGAUGAAAUAGCUGUACAAAAUGCCAAGAAGAAACAGCGGUUGGAAGUGACAGAAAAGAUUUUGUAUAGAAUGGAAAACGAAUACGAAAAUUCUAAAAAUAUUUAAGAUAUUUGUUGUCAAUAAAUAUUUAUAUAUUGAAUGGAUGUGAAAUUAUAUAAAGAAUACUAAUAGGGCGGUGUAUCUAUUGAAUUUGUCGUGGUGUUUGAAGCAGUUUAAUAAACUUGCAGGUUGUGUUUUAUUAACGCCACUCGUGCUGUGCACUUGUACUGACUAACCCAUUGAGUCACAUUG
Paramuricea clavata is the source of this 914-nucleotide messenger RNA. Lineage: Eukaryota; Metazoa; Cnidaria; Anthozoa; Malacalcyonacea; Plexauridae. The record is from the annotation of a GenBank genome assembly.